Uranotaenia lowii is the source of this 933-nucleotide messenger RNA. RefSeq lists its product as uncharacterized. The record is from RefSeq and is a predicted model, not a curated record. The coding region runs from base 1 to 933 and encodes 310 amino acids. The transcript has a single exon. Gene Ontology annotation, biological process: proteolysis. Gene Ontology annotation, molecular function: aspartic-type endopeptidase activity. Lineage: Eukaryota; Metazoa; Arthropoda; Insecta; Diptera; Culicidae.
AUGAUUCCAUGUACGAUUGGAGGUGUAAAGCUUGAGAUGCUUGUGGAUUCUGGAGCAGACGCAAAUCUCAUCAGUGAUGCUAUGUGGACCUCCCUGAAAAACAAGCGAAUCAUAGUAAAGUCUUCGACCAAAGGGAGUAAUAAAAUUCUGCGCUCCUACGGAAGAGAUGACCCUUUAAUCAUCCUCGGUACAUUUUGGGCCAACAUAGCUGUAGGAAAUAGGAAAGUGGAUGCAGAAUUCUUGGUUGUGGAAGGAGGACAGAAAUGCCUUUUAGGAGACAAAACCGCUAAGGAUUUAGGUGUCCUAAGAGUUGGUCUAGAAGUCAACCAACUGGGAGAGUCUUCGCGUCCCUUUACUAAAAUUAGCGGUGUUCAGGCAAAAAUCCGAAUUAAACCAGACGUGGUCCCUGUUUUCCAGCCUAUGCGUCGUAUUCCAUUACCGCUAGAAGCCGCAGUUCACCGUAAGCUGGAAGAAAUGAUUAAACGGAAUAUUAUUGAAGAGAAAAAAGGUCCAACUACCUGGGUAUCACCACUCGUGGUAGUUGGAAAAGCAAACGGGGAACCUAGGCUUUGUCUAGAUUUGCGCCGUGUUAAUGAAAACAUCAUUCGAGAACAUCAUCCCAUGCCGGUAGUAGACGACUACCUGGCCCGUUUGGGAAGAGGCAAAAUUUGGAGCAAGUUAGACAUCCGUGAGGCUUUCUUGCAAAUCGAAUUAUCGGAAGAUUCUAAGGAUAUCACCACGUUCAUAACUCCGAAGGGGUUGUUCCGAUUCAAGCGCUUGUGCUUCGGAUUAGCGACGGCUCCAGAAUUGUUCCAAAAGGCUAUGGACGAAAUUUUAUCCGGAUGCCCUGGCACUUAUUGGUAUCUAGACGAUAUCAUCAUAGAAGGAGGUGAUUUGAAGGAACACGACGAUCGUUUACAAGAGGUACAGUAA